Pygocentrus nattereri (red-bellied piranha) is the source of this 1107-nucleotide messenger RNA. RefSeq names its product nucleoside-triphosphatase, cancer-related (gene ntpcr). The record is from RefSeq and is a predicted model, not a curated record. Gene Ontology annotation, molecular function: ATP hydrolysis activity. The coding region runs from base 37 to 597 and encodes 186 amino acids. The transcript has 5 exons. NCBI's taxonomy places the organism in Eukaryota, Metazoa, Chordata, Actinopteri, Characiformes, Serrasalmidae.
GGUACUCAUACAGGAAGCGGUACUGCAGUGGCUGCUAUGCUGAAGCACGUUUUCUUAACGGGUUCUCCAGGAGUGGGAAAGACCACCCUAGUGCAGAAGGUGUGCGAGUCUAUGGUCUCUGGUGGGGUGAGCGUCCAAGGCUUCUACACAGAGGAGCUGAGAGAGAGGGGGAAGAGAGUGGGCUUCGAUGUGGUGACCCUUACCGGAGAGAGAGGAGCCCUGUCCAGAGUCGGAAAUAAAGCCCUGGCUGGACGGUGCGAAUACAGAGUCGGCCAGUACGUUGUCGAUCUUUCCUCGUUUGAGAAUCUUGUUCUGCCGCUUUUUCAAAAUAUAGGUGUUGGGGGGAGUGUCUUUGUUAUAGAUGAGAUUGGGAAGAUGGAGCUGUUCAGCCAGGAGUUUAUCCGUGCAGUGCGACAGACUCUGGACAGCUCAACCUGCUCCAUCCUAGGAACCAUUCCGGUUCCUAAAGGCAAACCCCUUGGCCUAGUGGAGGAGAUACGGGCACGGAAAGAUGUCAAGGUCUUUAUGGUUACGAAGGAAAACAGAGACGCUGUCACUGACCAAAUUGUGUCUGCGCUGAAGGAAUGUCUGAAGUAAACAACUGGCACGAGGACAGACGGAAAACACAGGGAACUUUCGGGGUAAAUGUGCUACAAACCACACUAAAAGACAAGAAGCUAAAGCGAUCAGUUUCAGUUCUUUGGAGCUGCUUUUGUUUUGUGUUUUUUCCUUUUUUGAAGAAUGUAACCAGUAAUUCAGUAAGUUCAUCUCGGAGAGCAUCCGUUCUGCUUCUGAAAGCUUUGGAGCAGCCUGGACCACCAGCUGUUUGGUUCUGAGCAAUGUAGUAAAGUAUGUCACGUUUCAGAGUUGUGAAAUUUUCGUUCUUGAAUGGCCUUUCAGAAUGACCGGCCUUCUACAUUAUUGAUUAGUGUCAGCAGAGGAGGCAGGGCAGAGAUGAACAGACAUGAUGGCCUCAUUUUCUUUCAGCGCAUUUAUGAUUUCCAGCAUCUUCAGCAGCAGAUUGAUGGAAGUGAAUGCCUUCCCACCUGCAGGGGGGAGUUUUGUGUUUAUUUGCAAUGUAUCACAAAAUAAACCGAUAUUUGCACA